This is a messenger RNA of Linum trigynum, 384 nucleotides long. The record is from the annotation of a GenBank genome assembly. Lineage: Eukaryota; Viridiplantae; Streptophyta; Magnoliopsida; Malpighiales; Linaceae.
AUGGCUUUCAAUAACGCGCAACUUCGACCUGUGGUUGUGUUAAAUAAUCAAGGGUUUCCGAAUGCCAUCAUCUAUUCCAGAUACCUUCACAGCUAUCGCGAUCGCCCUAUCUAUGCAUCCUUCACCAUAUCACCUUCAGCCUUUUCCAAAUAUGAUAUGGACAUCCCUUCACUCCUCGCUGGACUCGGAUGGACUUCGUUGACCGAAGAUCAACGAUUUCUGCACUGUCCUGAUCCUGAGCCGGUCAGGCUAUUCUAUGUCAAUAUUCAGUGCGAUAGGGGUGCUGAACCUCGUUCUUUCACCACCAUGGUCUACGACCAUGAGAUCACGGUCACUCUUGACCUGCUGGCCUCAGUCCUUUCACUACCUCAUUCUGGACUUUAG